Messenger RNA from Cebus imitator (Panamanian white-faced capuchin), 2173 nucleotides. Its product is annotated as zinc finger protein 708. The transcript has 4 exons. The record is from RefSeq and is a predicted model, not a curated record. Gene Ontology annotation, biological process: regulation of transcription by RNA polymerase II. Bases 168 to 1901 code for a protein of 577 amino acids. Lineage: Eukaryota; Metazoa; Chordata; Mammalia; Primates; Cebidae. Gene Ontology annotation, molecular function: DNA-binding transcription activator activity, RNA polymerase II-specific; RNA polymerase II cis-regulatory region sequence-specific DNA binding. Gene Ontology annotation, cellular component: nucleus.
CAGACGGGCAGCUGGAGCGGACAGGACGGCUUCCGGGUUUGGCUGGGCCUUUGUCACUCCCCGCAGCCGGAGUUCCAGGUCUUGUCUUCACUGCUGUGUCCUUUUCUUCUAGAGGCCCAUCCUCUCUGGCCCUAUGACCUGCAGGUAUUUGGAGAUCCACAGCUAAGAUGCCAGGAAGCCCUGGAAUUCUAGAAAUGGGACCAUUGACAUUUAUGGAUGUGGCCAUAGAAUUCUCCUUGGAGGAGUGGCAAUGCCUGGACACAGCACAGCAGAAUUUAUAUAGAAAUGUGAUGUUAGAGAACUACAGAAACUUUGUCUUCCUGGGUAUUGCUGUGUCUAAUUUAGACCUGAUCACCUGUCUGGAGCAAGGAAAAGAACCCUGGAAUAUGAAGAGACAUGAGAUGGUGGCCAAAUCCCCAGUUAUAUGUUCUGAUUUUGCUAAAGACCUUUGGCCUGAGCAAGAGAUAAAAAAUUCUUUCCAACAAGUAAUUCUGACAAGAUAUGGAAAAUGUGGCCAUCAGAAUUUACAAUUAAGGAAAAGCUGUAAAACUGUGGAUGAGUGUAAGGUGCACGAAGGAGGUCAUAAUGGACUUAACCAGGGUGUGACAGCUGCCCAGAGCAAAAUAGCUUAUUAUGAGAAAUGUGUGCAAGUCUUUCAUAAAUAUUCAAAUUCAAAGAGAUGUAAGAUGAGACGUACUGGAAAAAAUCACUUCAGAUGUAAAAAAUGUGGCAAAUCAUUUUCUAUGCUUUCACAACUAACACAACAUGAGAUGAGUCACGCUGGAGAGAAACCCUACAAAUGUGAAGAAUGUGGCAAAGCUUUUAAAAAGUCCUCAACCCUUACUAAUCAUAAGAUAAUUCAUACUGGAGAGAAGCCCUACAAAUGUGAAGAAUGUGGCAAAGCUUUUAACCAGUCCUCAACUCUUACCAGACAUAAGAUAAUUCAUACUGGAGAGAAACUCUACAAAUGUGAAGAAUGUGGCAAAGCUUUUAACCGGUCCUCAAACCUUUCUAAACAUAAGAUAAUUCAUACUGGAGAGAAACCCUACAAAUGUAAAGAAUGUGGCAAAGCUUUUAAACAGUCCUCAAACCUUACUAAUCAUAAGAAAAUUCAUACUGGGGAAAAACCCUACAAAUGCGAAGAAUGUGGCAAAGCCUUUACCCUAUCUUCACACCUUACUACACAUAAGAGAAUUCACACUGGAGAGAAACCCUACAAAUGUGAAGAAUGUGGCAAAGCCUUUAGUGUAUUCUCAACCCUUAGUAAACAUAAGAUAAUUCAUACUGAAGAGAAACCCUAUAAAUGUGAAGAAUGUGGCAGAGCUUUUAACCGGUCCUCACACCUUACUAAUCAUAAGGUAAUUCAUACUGGAGAGAAACCCUACAAAUGUGAAGAAUGUGGUAAAGCCUUUACCAAGUCCUCAACUCUUACUUACCAUAAGGUAAUUCAUACUGGAAAGAAACCCUACAAAUGUGAAGAAUGUGGCAAAGCCUUUAGUAUAUUCUCAAUCCUUACUAAACAUAAGGUAAUUCAUACUGAAGAGAAACCCUACAAAUGUGAAGAAUGUGGCAAAACUUUUAACUACUCCUCAAAUUUUACUAAUCAUAAAAAAAUUCAUACUGGAGAGAAACCCUAUAAAUGUGAAGAAUGUGGUAAAGACUUUAUUCUGUCCUCACACCUUACUACACAUAAGAUGAUUCAUACUGGGGAGAGACCCUUCAAAUGUAAAGAAUGUGGCAAAGCCUUUAACCAGUCCUCAACUCUUAUGAAACAUAAGAUAAUUCAUACUGGCGAGAAACCCUACAAAUGUGAAGAAUGUGGCAAAGCUUUUAACCAGUCCCCAAACCUUACUAAACAUAAGAGAAUUCAUACCAAAGAGAACCCCUACAAAUGUAAAUAAUGUGUCAAAGCAUUUAAUGUAUUUUCCCCUUUUAUUAAAACACAGGAUAAUUCAUACUGGAAGGAACCCCUAUAAAUGUGAUAAAUGUGGCAAAGCCUUUAACCAGCUCUUAAUCCUUACUGAACAUAACAUAAUUCAUACUAGAGUGAAACCAGCAAAUGUAAAGAAUGUGGAAGCAUUUAACUGAUCCUCAAAUCUUACUAAACAUAAGAAAAUUUAGGCCGGGCGCGGUGGCUCACACCUGUAAUCCCAGCACUUUGGGAGGCUGAGGC